Molecule: messenger RNA, 213 nt
Organism: Postia placenta MAD-698-R-SB12
Lineage: Eukaryota; Fungi; Basidiomycota; Agaricomycetes; Polyporales; Adustoporiaceae
Exons: 1
Source: RefSeq, a predicted model, not a curated record
CAGGCAUUGAAGCUCAUGACUGACCUGAAAGCCUACUUCAGUGGUCAGCCUCCUUUUGCUGGCAGAAAAGCCGACACACAUGAAUGGUGGUCAUUACUCAUUAUUGAUGCCUUCGAUCACCCUCUCAAGACACUCACGAGCCAUAUACAUAAGAUUGUACCCCAUGCUGCAGAGGUGGAGCACCUCUUCUCAAGCCUCGACACUUGUCCCUAG